Sinocyclocheilus grahami is the source of this 3434-nucleotide messenger RNA. Its product is annotated as KAT8 regulatory NSL complex subunit 1-like protein. Lineage: Eukaryota; Metazoa; Chordata; Actinopteri; Cypriniformes; Cyprinidae. Gene Ontology annotation, molecular function: histone acetyltransferase binding. Gene Ontology annotation, cellular component: NSL complex. The transcript has 17 exons. Bases 293 to 2983 code for a protein of 896 amino acids. The record is from RefSeq and is a predicted model, not a curated record.
AUCUGCUCAUAAGACUGACAAAUCAGUAUUUUUAUCACUUGCAGGAUUAUAUCUAUGGAUCAAUUAUUGAUGGUCGUCUAUUUCUGGACACUGUGGUUUUUGUUUUGUUGAAAUGAGCGGCUGUUAAAGAUCUGUCGCUCGAGUCACAGUUUCAAGUGAUGUUAUAAGCUCUGGAUCUGAGGCUAUAUCCAUCAGUCCCAGGACGGGGAAUAGGGAAUGAGUCAAUCUCAUAUCCACACAGCAAAUCAAAACGAAUUAAAUCCAGAUUUCAUCCUCCGCUUUGAGUGGAAAUAUGGACUGCAGCGGUGUUGCACUAGGUUUGGAUGUGGAUAAUAGUUUUGGACAGAUGAUUUGGCAGAACCUUCCAACCAUGGUCCAUCUGGAUCUCCUGUCCUCUAAAAGUUCUCCUCAGUUCCCGGAGAUGCUGCUAUCGCCUUUGUUCCAGGAUUCACAUUCCAAAGCCUUUCUGCUGUCAAGCCCAGAGCCACUACUCACCCUCCUUUCCUUGAACAGAAACUCACCGGGUACUCCUGCAGGUGCUCCGCAAAUGUGUUUCAUGCCCACACUUGAAGACAAUGGACAAGACGUGGUAGAGCCCAGUCACAACCUCACACGACAUGGUCGGUCUACUAGAGAUUGCCAGGUUGGCACCAAAUCACUUUCCUUAGAGCAAGCACCACAUUGCAGCAGGAAGAACAAUGCAUUAAACCAAACAUUGGUUAGCACUAUGGAGGAACUGAAGGAAGGGCUGAUGAUUCAGUCAUUGUGGCAUCUCUCCCAGCAUGUUUUGUUGGCAAAUCGAGCCAGUCAUUUACAACAGAGGGUUUUGGCGAUGCUUGGUGAACAUGCUUCUAGACACUAUAGCCACCAACUGGAUGGUUUGAAGAAGAAGCUUCUUGAAGCACGCCAUUCCCCCAAGUUGACAUCAGAGCCUCUUUUUGAGACUUUUAAUGCUGUAGAGAUGCAAGAGGUAGAGAAGGCUCUUAUAAGAAACCUCCAGUACCCUGAAGCACAUGGGCAACCUCUGAAAUCCAGAGAUUUACAGAAUUUAGCACACAAUGGUCGUGCUGUUCUGCAUGGAGUGCUGGAGGCUCUGGACUCAGAUGCCACCGUAAGCAGCUCAGAUGAGGAGUGGGACCACGAAGACGCCGAAGGGACCUCAGUGGAAUCACAUUGUCGUGUCUGUGAGUGGAGAUGGCUGAAGGACAGAGCUGAAUUCUGCAGUCGCUGGACAUGGCUGCAGAUGAGAGUGUCUGAACUGGACUCUCAGAUUCAGCAGCUUGGAAAACUCAGGCAACAGAUUCUUUCUAAUAAGGGUCAUGUGAUUUUGGCGGAGUCUCAGCCCCUGACGGACAGGCAGAUUCAACACACCUUGUGGACAGAGACUAUGGAUCUUUCAUUUACAGCUGGGAACAUGCAAGAUUUGCACUCUGAUCUAGAUAUGGAACCCAGCAGCCCUACACGUCUUUUGAGGAACAUCGAGAGACAGAGUGCCCAGCUGACUCAGAUUGUAAACAGCUUGAUGCCGUCUUUAUGUGCCUCUCCUUCCUCAUCACCUAUGUCUAAAGGACCCUGUAAUCGCUGGAGAGGUCAACAGAAAACAGCUUACAGUGGGAUGAAUCAUUCAGCCCAGCGAAAAAAAACUGAAAGCACUGAAGAAUUAGAAAGAAGGGAGAUGAAAGACCAAGUGACACACACGAGUGUCUUUGUUCCCAGUGGACCGCGGUGUUUGCACAAGGCCAGGCAGAAGAGGAAGCGAACAUGUCACAGACGACAGUACCUCCCUCAGGUGGACGUCAACUAUGUGUCAGCACGUACUCGACCCCUUCUGACCUAUCACAAGCCUAGACUUUUCGUCAUGGAUCCAUUGUCUCAUAGAGAACAGGUCCUGGAGUCGGCCCCUUCUCUUUGUCCCAAUUGUGCAUUCUGUGAUCCUGCAUCUGCGUACACAGAUCCUGCAUUUCUCCACAGAAAAGACAGAACAGAUGGCAAAGUGCAUCCUGUUCUAUCACUUUCCUCAGAAACUCCAUCAUCCUUCCAUCUGCAAAAUUCUCUCUUUGAGGAAAGUUUGCUUCCGCGAUCUCUCCUCCUGGAAACUGAGCGCACCAGUCCCCAUCACUGUCUUCGCUCCAGAGACAGAGUCUCCCGGUCUUUAUUCCAUUGCAGUCAUCAGCCAAAAAACGGGAGGCAUUUGAAGAGGCACAGAAGGGAGAGCACUCCUAUACGAUGGGCACGCACCCGAGACCCCCACAGUCAAGAUUACAGGGAAGGCAAGAGGAGGCGGCGCUGCUCUGAGAGGACAAUGGACAUCUCCAGUAUUACACCCAAGUCUGAUCUGGUCUCCCAGAGUGAUGACAGUCAGGUGGAGGAAUCUCCAGAGGAUGUGACCGUCUCUUACUGUACCCCCACACAACAGAGAAACUUACAGUUCUCAUCACGCAGGAGAAACUCUGAGAAUAUUUUCAGCAUUGAUGACAUUGUCGUUCCUAUGUCUCUGUUCGCAUCAGUGAAAGUGGAAAGACUUCAGUAUAAGAACAUUUUGACACCCAGUUGGCGAAAGGUGGAUAUUUUGCCUUUAUUGAAAAGAGAGGAGGAUAAGCAGGAGGAAGAGAUGCCAGAAGCAAUAGGAGACCAAGAUUUCUUUCAGAGGCACCAGAAUUAUGAGCGUAGAGAGAAACUCCGCUGGUCCUGCUGGGAUCAGGACAGAAGACACAGGAUCAGGUCAUCCAGGAAAAGCUGCUCUUCUGUAUCUGUGAGAGACCAUCCUGCUCACUGUCACCCGCCUGCACAUUCUCCUGUUCCCUUCACCUGGACCUUCAGUAUUUCUGAAGAUUCACCAGAAGCCAGUGUGGAUGAAAAAGAGCCAAUGCAACCAUGGAGGAGACGUACGUUCUCCCUGACUGAUGAAGAUGAGGACACUUUGAGACUUCCAGAGCACCAAAGUACAACAUCUGAGGUGGACCAGGAAAUGACAUCACACUGAGGCAGAAUCUCAGCCAUCAUGGUUGUACUCUGUGUCAUAACUUUUUAAAUGCUGAAAGAGUGAUUUUUACAACAAUGUUGUAACAGAUAUUUUUUUCAUUGUUUCCUCAGUCUCAUUGAGUAUUUUGUUAUAAAUUAUUUUUACAUUUUAAACAGUACACUGUAUCAUACUGUCUUUUCCACAGUAUAAUUUAUUAAAUGUCUUAAGCCAGCCCCUUAAAAGUAUCAUCUCUAACAAAAUAGGUUGCAUAAAUAAUGCAAUGCUUUAUUUAUUUCAAUAUAAGUACAGUGUAUUGCUUUGUGUUCACAUUUUUGAAAAAACAGAACAAAUGGUUUAUGAUUUUACUAUAAAUCUCAUCUUUUACUAUAAUUUAUCCAGUACUGUGGGAGAAGCACUGUGUUGGAAAGGUGUGUAAAUUUACCUCAUACUGCAUUAAAUUGAUUUAGACUGC